Eufriesea mexicana is the source of this 3815-nucleotide messenger RNA. It is a transcript of the gene Ube4A, whose product is annotated as Ubiquitination factor E4A. Gene Ontology annotation, molecular function: ubiquitin-ubiquitin ligase activity. Bases 121 to 3255 code for a protein of 1044 amino acids. Gene Ontology annotation, biological process: protein polyubiquitination; ubiquitin-dependent protein catabolic process; ERAD pathway. Gene Ontology annotation, cellular component: ubiquitin ligase complex; cytoplasm; nucleus. The record is from RefSeq and is a predicted model, not a curated record. Lineage: Eukaryota; Metazoa; Arthropoda; Insecta; Hymenoptera; Apidae. The transcript is spliced from 14 exons.
AAUACAGAGUAGUGUGCAGUAAUCAGAAGAAUAUUUUGGCUUAUUUUAUGGUACAUUUUAGGUUGAAAAUUAAAUUUCAGUAAUUUAUUUUCGUAUCAAUUAUACUUACAGUAAUUGUGAAUGAGUUUUAACGACAGAACCAUGUGUGAUAAUGUGAAUAACAAUCCAUUUGCUGGAUUGUUUUCAACUAUCAACGAUGCCGUGUCAUUCUCCUCUCAGAAUCAGGCGAUUAUCAAUGAAACUAAUAGAAUUAAUUUUGUUGUGCAAUUUGAAGAAAAAGAUGUUGAUGAUGUUACGAAAACUACAAAUUUUCAAGAUUCUAAAGAUUUUAGUAUCGACAAUCAGGUUAACCAUCUGCUUGGCGAUAUAUUUGGUAUAACAUUACACGAAACAGAAGUAAAUGAACAUCAAAAACGUAGACUAGUUUUCAUUAAUGUCGAUUCGAUUGAACAAGCAGUUUUUGAACGAUUAAUGUUAUCUGAUAUUGAAUCCAAAUUAAUACCUACUAAAAAUUCUCAAGAAAUUGUUAGUGAUUCUCAUACUACAGAGAAAGAAGUAAUACUUUAUUUGUUUGAAAGUUAUUGUCGAUUACAACAAUAUCAAAAUAAAGAAGAAUUUUCUCAUAUCCUCUUCAAAAUAAGUCAAAUUAUAUUACAAAACGCAAGUGUUGCAUUACAAGAGCCAGAAUUGUUUGAAGAACAAGAGAUUCAUGAUCAGCUUAUUGUAUUAUGUAUGAAUGUAACUGAGCCUAAACCAGAAUUUAUAUUAUUUAUCAAUGGUAUUGUUUCAAAAUUACAAACUGAAAAUGAAAAAAAUGCUACAGAUGCAAUAGCUGUAUCUUUUACUCCUGUUCUUGAUAUAAUUCAUAAAGAAGCAGCACAAAGUAAUCUUGUCCAUUUCCGUCCAUAUUGGUUUACUAUAUUAAAUAUUUUUUCUUCGAUAGAACCAUUAGCAAAAUUAAUAAUUGAUCAUAGUACCCCCAAAAGUAGUCAAGGUCAAGCAUAUGCAGAUACAUUAUUGGGUGCACUUUUUAGUUUGAGCUGCCUACCAAAAAAUGAAGAAGAGCCAUUUGAUUUUUUUCAGAAGCCAUUGCAACAGUUUUCAGCAAUUUCUGAAGGAGAUAUUUGGAUAGCCUUAGAUAAAUUAACCGAAUCAUUACAGAAAGUUUUUCAUUUAUUAUUAAAGUGUUCACCCGAAGUUCAACAUUUAACUUUACAGUGGAUAGGCAAUUGUCUACACUCUAAUGCAAAUAGAGGAAAAAUUUGGAAUCCUCAAAAUGAUUUGAAUUUUACCUCAAUGCUGUGUGUUUCUGAUGGUUUUAUGCUAAAUUUAGGGAAUAUGCUAUUGCGUCUUUGUCAACCAUUUUGUAUUAAAGAAAAUAAUUCUAAGGUACCUAAAAUUGAUCCAACAUACUGUGCUGUGGAUGUUAAUGAUCAGGAUGAUUGUGUAAAUCCAAUUGUACAUUUAAAAGGAAUGUCCUCAGAAACUUGCUUAAUACCAACAUCAGAGGGUAUUUCCAGGCCAGUUGCAAAAACAUUUGGUUUUAUUACUGAAUGCUUCUUUUUAACUCACAGAGCAUUGGACCUUGGAUAUAGAGUAGUAUCAGACAAACUUUUAAGAACAAACCAAAGUUUGGUAACAAUCCAAAGAAUAUAUCAGAAUGCACAAAAUGAUGGUAGAUCAGAAGCAUCUAAAAUAAUAAUUCAACGUAUGGAAGGAAAAAUGCAAAAGUAUUUAUCAUUAAGAGCAAGCCUUUUUGCACCAGAGAUGUUAGAACUGUUAGCAAAGUUUCAUGCAACAACAGCAUUUUGGUUAGUGCAAGUAUAUUUGAAUGAUGUAAAAAUUGGAGGAAAGGAAAAUGAUUACAUUCCAAAGGAAUGUAAAGUUGUGACGUUUCCUUUGCCAGAAACUGUUCCAGAUACUUUAAGAUGCAUUCCUGAAUUCGUAGUAGAAAAUACCAUUAGAUUUUUGUAUUUAUUACGUCGUCUAGAUACAAGGGUUUUUGAACAAGAAGGGUUAUCUUUUUUGACGCCUGUGCUAACAGAGAUCAUAGUAUUAAUGGAAUCUCAACAACGUUUAUAUAAUCCUCAUUUACGUGCCCGUCUGGCAGAAGGCUUAGAAGCUCUUUUACCUACAAGUGAUGAAACUAUGAACUCUGACACAUCAACAAUAAGCUCAUAUGCAUUCUAUAGGAAGCAAUUAUUUAUUAUCCAUCCUUAUAGGCAAUAUAUUGUUCCAAAUUUACUUAAAGUAUUUGUGAGCAUUGAGAUGACUGGACAAAGUGUACAAUUUGAACAAAAGUUUAAUUAUCGGAGACCAAUGUAUGUUGUCAUGGAAUACUUGUGGAAAUUACCAGGACAUCGUAAUAAUUUUAUUUCUUUAGCGCAAGAAGCAGAAGCUAAUAUGGAAGCAGCUCAGCCGCCAUUAUUUUUGCGUUUUAUAAAUCUUUUAAUGAAUGAUGCAGUAUUUCUGUUAGAUGAAGCUCUUUCAAGUAUGGCUCAAUUAAAACAAUUAAUUCAAGCAAGAGAAAGUGGAGAAUGGGAUAAGCUACCACAACAUGAACGUGAUCAACAGGCUCGUUAUCUGCUACAUCUAGGAAUGAUUGCGCGAUUUGAUAAUAUAUUAGGCAGAAAAACUAUAUAUACAUUAAAAAUGUUAACUACAGAAAUAAAAUCCAUUUUUUGCCAUCCAACAAUGGUGGAUCGCAUUGCUUUAAUGCUUAAUUAUUUGUUGCUUCAGUUGGUUGGGCCAAAUAAAAAAAAUCUGAAGGUUAAUGAUCAAGAAGAAUAUGCAUUCAAUCCAGCAAUUUUAGUAUUAAAUAUAUGCGAAAUUUAUAUAAACCUUAGUCAAAGUGAAUCUUUUACACUUGCUGUUUCACAAGAUGGUCGUUCAUACAGCCCAGAACUUUUUAAAUUAGCUGAUAAUGUUCUUGUUCGAAUCAGAGCUGUGGGUAUAUUAAGUGAUUUGGAUCAAUUUGCAAGAAAUGUAGAAAUAGCUGCAAGCCAUAAAAAAGAAGAAGACGAAAUUUUGGUCAACGCACCCGAUGAAUUUUUUGAUCCAAUUAUGUCCACCUUAAUGACAGAUCCUGUCAUUCUUCCAUCAUCAAGAAAAACUAUUGAUCGUCAAACCAUUGCAAGGCACUUAUUAAGCGAUCAAACCGAUCCAUUCAAUCGAUCUCCACUUACCAUGGAUAUGGUGGAACCAAAUGUUGAACUACAACAUAGAAUACAAGAAUGGAUUCAACAAAAAAAGUAAAAUAAAGCGAGAAAUUGCCAUUGAUUACCAAAGAAUAAAACAGUCGAUAAACUAUAAUAUACAGAGUAUGAUUUUCAUAAAUUUAUUACUUAAAUUUAAAUUUGCUAUUGAGAAUUUAAUUCUUAUAAUUGCAGCUGAUGAAUAUAGUAAAAUAUGAUCAAUGGUAAAGCCGAUAUUUUAUAUUCUUUGAUUUAAAUUUUAUCGUUUUAUAACUUACAAAAAGAUCUAUGUAUAUACAUAUACAAAUUCUACACAUAAGCGCGCGCGUGCGCACACACACCCACACACGCAUACACACACCCACACACGCACGCAUACACACACCCACACACGCACGCACACACACAGAGUCACAUUUUUUGUAUCAAGUCCUGCAUAUACGUACAGUAGUAGUACAUAUAAUAAUGUAGUGUCUUGUAGUAGUACAUAUAAUAAUGUAGGCAUAAAGCUAAACAUUAUUAUUACUGUAUAAUAAGUGUAAAAAGUACUUGUUAUGAAGUUUUAUCUGUGUAAGUGUUGUAGACGAGUGUGAAAUAAAGUUAAUUUCUUCCAUUCAAAUA